Molecule: messenger RNA, 2061 nt
Organism: Elephantulus edwardii (Cape elephant shrew)
Lineage: Eukaryota; Metazoa; Chordata; Mammalia; Macroscelidea; Macroscelididae
Gene: UTP4
Product: cirrhosis, autosomal recessive 1A (cirhin)
Exons: 16
Coding region: 1-2061 (686 amino acids)
Biological process (GO): maturation of SSU-rRNA from tricistronic rRNA transcript (SSU-rRNA, 5.8S rRNA, LSU-rRNA)
Cellular component (GO): t-UTP complex; 90S preribosome; small-subunit processome
Molecular function (GO): protein binding; RNA binding
Source: RefSeq, a predicted model, not a curated record
AUGGGUGAAUUUAGGGUCCAUCGAGUACGCUUCUUUAAUUAUGUUCCAUCAGGGAUCCGCUGUGUGGCUUACAAUAACCAUUCAAACAGAUUGGCUGUUUCACGAACAGAUGGCACUGUGGAAAUUUAUAACUUGUCAGCAAAUUACUUUCAGGAAAAAUUUUUCCCAGGUCAUGAAUCUCGAGCAACAGAAGCUUUAUGUUGGGCAAAAGGACAGAGACUUUUCAGUGCUGGACUCAAUGGAGAAAUUAUUGAGUAUGACCUGCAGGCAUUAAACAUCAAGUAUUCAAUGGAUGCCUUUGGAGGACCCAUUUGGAGCAUGACUGCUAGCCCCAGUGGCUCUCAACUUUUGAUUGGCUGUGAAGAUGGAUCUGUGAAAUUAUUUCAAAUCACCUCAGACAAAAUCCAGUUUGAAAGGAAUUUUGAACGGCAGAAAAGUCGCAUCCUGAGUCUCAGCUGGCAUCCCUCUGGUACCCACCUUGCAGCUGGCUCCAUAGACUACAUUAGUGUGUUUGAUGUCAAAUCAGGAAAUACUACUCAUAAGAUGAUUGUGGAUAGACGCUACAUGGGUGUGUCUAAACGGAAGUGCAUCGUCUGGGGCGUGGCCUUCUUGUCAGAUGGCACUGUCAUAAGUGUGGACUCUGCUGGGAAAGUGCAGUUCUGGGACUCAGCUACCGGGACACUUGUGAAGAGCCAUCUCGUCUCCAGUGCUGAUGUGCAGUCCAUUGCCGUGUCUGAUCAAGAAGACAGUUUCGUGGUGGGCACAGCCGAAGGGACAGUAUUCCAUUUUCAGCUGGUCUCUGUGACUUCCAGCAGCAGCGAGAAGCAGUGGGUGCGAACUAAGCCGUUCCAGCAUCACACUCAUGAUGUUCGUACUGUGGCCCACAGCCCAACAGCACUCAUCUCUGGAGGCACAGACACCCAUUUAGUUAUUCGUCCUCUCAUGGAAAAGGUGGAGGUAAAGAAUUAUGAUGCUGCUCUCCGGAAAAUCACCUUCCCUCAUCGAAGUCUUAUUUCCUGUUCUAAGAAGAGGCAACUUCUCCUUUUCCAAUUUGCUCAUCACUUGGAACUUUGGCGAUUAGGAUCCACAGUUGCAACAGGAAGGAAUGGGGAUGUUCUUCCACUCUCUAGAAAUGCAGAUCAUUUACUGCAGCUCAAGACAAAGUGUCCUGAGAACAUUAUUUGUAGCCGUAUCUCACCAUGUGGAAAUUGGAUAGCCUAUUCUACAACAUCGCGAUUCUUUCUCUACCGAUUGAGUUAUGAGCAUGACAACAUUAGCCUCCAAAGGGUCCCCAAAAUGCCAGCGUUCCUUCGCUCUGCUCUUCAAAUUCUGUUUUCUGAAGAUUCCACCAAGCUAUUUGUGGCAUCAAAUCAAGGAUGUCUCCAUGUCAACCAGCUGUCAGGAGGACACUUUAAGCAUCUACAUACUUUCCCACCCCAGUCAGGGACUGUGGAGGCCAUGUGUCUUUUGGCAGUCAGCCCAGAUGGGAAUUGGCUGGCUGCAUCAGGUACCAGUGCUGGGGUCCAUGUCUACAGCUUAAAACAGCUAAAGGUUCACUGCACAGUACCUGCAUACAAUUUCCCUGUGACUGCUCUGGCCAUCGCUCCCAAUACCAACAAUCUUGUCAUCGCUCAUUCAGACCAACAGGUGUUCGAGUUCAGCAUCCCAGACAAGCAGUACACAGAAUGGAGCCGGACCGUUCAGAAACAGGGCUUCCAUUAUCUUUGGCUCCAAAGGGACACUCCCAUCACACACAUCAGUUUUCACCCCAAGAGACCAAUGUACAUCCUUCUUCAUGAUACCUACAUGUUCUGCAUCAUCGACAAGUCUUUGCCUCUUCCAAAUGACAAAACCUUACUCUACAAUCCACUUUCUCACACGAAUGAAUCAGAUGUCGUUAGGAGGCGUACAACCCAUGCCUUUAAGAUAUCUAAGAAAUACAAGCCUCUCCUCUUCAUGGAACUCUUGGAUGAAAGAACACUAGUGGCCGUGGAGCGGCCCCUGGAUGACAUCAUCGCUCAGCUCCCACCACCCAUCAAAAAGAAGAAAUUUGGAACUUAA